Messenger RNA from Sphaeramia orbicularis (orbiculate cardinalfish), 2695 nucleotides. It is a transcript of the gene kri1, whose product is annotated as KRI1 homolog. Gene Ontology annotation, cellular component: nucleolus; 90S preribosome. Bases 95 to 2398 code for a protein of 767 amino acids. The record is from RefSeq and is a predicted model, not a curated record. The transcript has 18 exons. Gene Ontology annotation, biological process: endonucleolytic cleavage in ITS1 to separate SSU-rRNA from 5.8S rRNA and LSU-rRNA from tricistronic rRNA transcript (SSU-rRNA, 5.8S rRNA, LSU-rRNA). Lineage: Eukaryota; Metazoa; Chordata; Actinopteri; Kurtiformes; Apogonidae.
CAGCUCAACACAUGCUCGUGUGGCAGCUGGGAUGGCUUCUCUUCACUACAGUGUAACUUUAACUGCUUAUUGAAGGGAUUCGUCUCAUUAAAUCAUGUCUGGAAAGUCGGAGUUGAAGAUAAACUCCCAGUUCGCGGAGAAAUAUGAGAAAUACCGGCAGAAAGAAGAGCUACAGAGGCUGAAGGACCGAUAUGGAAACCGAGCUGAUGAAAGUGACUCUGAGUCGUCUGAGUCCAGCUCUGAUGACAGUGAAGUGGAACUGGACCCUGAAGUCGAGAGGGAUUUCUACAGAACACUGUCACUGCUGAAGAAGAAAGACCCGAAGAUCUAUGAGAAAGAUGCCAAGUUCUACUCAGAGGAGCCAUCCACCAGUGAUGCAAAGCCUUCAACCUCCAAAACAGCUGUUAAACCCAUGUAUCUCAAAGAUUAUGAGCGUAAAGUCAUACUGGAAAGGGAAGGUAAAUAUGAAGACGAUGAUGACAGUGAUGAAGAGGAGGCUGUGGCGAGAAGAGAGAGAGCUGCAUCUCCAAGCUACAUUCAGGAACAAAAGGAGUUGAAGGAAAGCUUUCGGAAAUUCAUCCAGGACAGUGAUGAGGACGAUGAGGGUGGUGAUGGAGAUGGAGAUGGUGAUGGUGAUGGGAUGUCGCAGCUGCUAACCCGAAGGGUCAAAACACAGGAAGAGAAGGAUAAAGAGGAGGCAGACUAUGUGGAAUGGUUGAAGGGCCAGACUGAGAUUGAGGGUCCGGAGGAAGUAAAGGACAUGAAAUAUUUAAGAGACUAUUGGAAUGAUCCAGAGUUAGAUGAAAAGGAGUGUUUCCUCAGAGACUAUGUCCUCAACAAGUGCUACCUCGAUGAUGACGAUGAUGAUGAACGGAUCCCCACAUAUGACGAGGUGGUCCAGGAGGAGGUAGAGGAUUCUGAAGAGGAAGGGGAGUCUUUUUUGGAACGUCAGGAAGACUUUGAAAGAAGCUACAACUUCCGGUUUGAGGAGCCUGAUGCUCAACAGAUCAAGACAUACCCCCGUAACAUCGCCACCUCUGUGCGCUCCAAAGAUGAACGACGAAAACGCAAAAGGGAGGAGGUGAAGCUGAGGAAGGAAAAGGAGAAGGAGCAGAAGCAGGAGCAGUUGAAGCAGCUGAAGAACCUGAAGAGAAAUGAAAUCAUGGAGAAGCUGAAGAAACUUCAGGAACUGACAGGAAAUGACCAGCUCGCUUUCAGUCAGACUGACCUGGAGGGAGACUUUGAUCCAGAACAUCAUGAUCAACUUAUGCAGAAAUUUUUUGGAGACGAAUACUAUGGUGGACAAGAAGAGGAAAAGCCUCAGUUUGACGAUGAUGAUGAGUUUGAAGAGCACUGGAACUGGGACACAUGGACUGGACAGGGACAAGAGGAGUACUAUGGUGAAGGAGGAGAAGAAGAGCAUAAUGAGCCACAUUGUGAUGAUGAAGGGUUCAUUAUGGAUGCUGACUAUGACCCCAGCCAGCCGACCACCUCCAAGAGACAGAAGAAAAAGGAGAAGAAGAAGAUGAAAAGGGAGGAUAUACCCCAAAUGGGCAAAAAGAGGAAGAAGUCUCAUUUUGCAGAGGCAAUCACCAAAAGCAAGCCUGUGUUUGACCCUCAGGAGAAAAGCUUUGAACAGUAUUUGGAUGAGUACUAUAAACUGGACUACGAAGAUAUUAUUGACGACCUUCCAUGUAGGUUUCGCUACAGGCAGGUUGUGGCCAAUGACUUUGGCCUGACAACUGAUGAGAUUUUAAAUGCAAAUGACAAGGAACUGAACCAGUGGUGUUCUCUGAAAAAGACGUGCAUGUUCAGGUCUGAAAAGGAAGAAAUGUGUGAUUUGAAAAACUAUAAAAUUAAAGCACAGAAUAUGAUGAAAAAGAAGGAAAUUCUUAACUCUUUUUAUUCUGAAGAGGAUAAAGAAGUGGCAGAAGCAAAGACUAAGAUGGGGAAGAAACGAAGAGAUCGUCUGAAGACUGCUGAAAAACAAGGCACAGGAGCUGAAGAUGGUGUGGAAACCUCUGUGAUGGACUCUGCUCAAGAUACAGAAGCCCAAACUCUGAGAGAGGCAGUAGAUGGAGAAGAGGAACAGGAAGAGUUCCUGAUACCCAAGAAAAAGAAGAUGAAACAGGAAGAGGAAGCUCAGGUAGAGGCAGCAGAUGCAGGAGAUGAGUUGAAAAACAGGACUGAAAAGCCACAAUGGGCGAAGAAAAAGCACAAGCUCAAAGGUGGACGCCUCCUCUCAGUGUCCCACGGGGUGAAAAUCGGCGGCCGGGACUUCAGCAGACAGAGACUGAAGGCCUAUGGUCUGAACCCAAAGAGACUGUACUUCAGACAGCUCGGCAGACAGAAACGAAAAGAGAGGGAGAAGAAAGAGAAGCAGAAAAACAAGGAGUGACAACUUUGAACAAUCACUGUUUGUCGUACUUGGAGUUUCUAGUAGACAUUUUCCCGUUCCAAUGGUCCAAAUCCUUAAAUGUUUCACUUUUCCAUUGGUGUUUGCUUUCAGAUUGUACACUUGAAUUAUACAGAUUUGAUGUAGUCUUAGGGGGAAAAAAAAUAUGAACAAAAUGUACAAUUUUGAUUUUAUCAAUAAUUGCAGUUGCUACAGAUUAUGGAGUUGAUGAAGCAUUACAUUUAUAUUAUUACUGGCUUUACUAAACCUUUACAUUAUUAAAAUUGUGUGGCUUUUGAA